Messenger RNA from Tetrahymena thermophila SB210, 2403 nucleotides. RefSeq lists its product as hypothetical. The transcript is spliced from 7 exons. Lineage: Eukaryota; Ciliophora; Oligohymenophorea; Hymenostomatida; Tetrahymenidae. The record is from RefSeq and is a predicted model, not a curated record.
AGCUAAUCCAAAGAAUUAAUUAACAAAGAGAAACUCAAAAAAAUACUAAAUGAGUCUAUGAGCUUGACGUAGCGUUAAUUGAAUAAUAAAAAAGUUGGCAAAAAAAAUUUAAAUAGUAUAAUGACAGAUGAAAACUCUCAAAAUUUCAAUUUAAAUAGCACCAAAUUAGGUUUUAUAAAUGAAAGAAAAUUUAGUUGGAAUGAAACUUAGCCAACAUCAGAAAAAAAAUUAUUUGAAAAUUCAUUAAAAUCUCCAAAGAAUUUUUCAAGUUAAUAAAUAUUUGUUCCUAAAAUAAAUCUUGAUUCCUCUCAAAAUUUGAAGUUAGCAUUUAGCUAAAACCUACCCAAACUUAAUAGAUUGAAAACAGAGUAUUCUUAAAGCGGUAUUGAAUUCAAAAAAAUAGAUAGCUCAAUGCUAACAAUAAACACUAACGAUUAAAUGAUAGAAGCUUAAAUAGAAAGAAAUAUUGCACUUUAAAACAAUUUUUAGCAAUUAUCUAUCAAAGUAUUAGACGUACUUGAAAAUAUUCGCAAUAACGACAGUGAUAAAGUUGAUUCUACUAUGGAGGAAUUACUUGUUUUUUUAUCUUCAACUUGUAAAACUGAGUUAGAAUUAUCAAAAAUGAUUAAUUUGAGUAUCAAGCAAAGCAAUAAAAUCAGCUAAAUAAACCUUCUUAAUUAGAAAUUAAAUGAUAAGCUGUCUUUCUUUUAAGAGAAGUUCUAACUAACAAAUUAUAAAAGUGAUGAAAUAAAAGAAAAAUAUCUUAAAAGCAUAAAAGAGCUUAAUUUGAACAAAAAAGUAAUACUGAAUCAAAAGAAGAUUAUUGAACAGCUUGAACAAAGACUUGAUUUCAUACUAUCAUCUGACUAUCUAAAUGAAUAGCAAAUACCUAAGUCUUAGAACAUCAGAAAAGUUGUCACCGAGCUAGUUAAAGAAAACGAAAAUCUUAAAAGAGAUAACAUGAAGAAAGAUGAAGAACUAAAGAGAUUAACAGAUAUCAAAUUAAAAUUAAAUCAAAAACUAAAUUUACUAAGUUAAAAAAUAGAAUUCCUUAAAUCAAGAGUUUCAAUCAAAGAAAUAGAUGAAAUAUUCUUAGAGAAUAGCAAUCUUAAGAUAAGCAAAAAUAUUAACAAUAACUACAAAGAAAAUGGAUCAAUCCUUUAAAAUGACGAGCUACCAGAAAAAUUAGAUUUCAGGGUAAAUUAACUGAGAAACGAAUAUAAAUCUUUGGUAGUAGACUUGUUAGAACAUGGAUCAAACAUAUUUUUGGAAUAAUAUAAUGAAAUGAAAGAUGAAAAAAGAAAAUCAGAGUAUGUUAAGCUCAUUUUGUCAUAAUAUCUACUCUUAAAUGAUUUUGCAGAAAGGUGUAAUAAAAUUAGUUAACUUGUUCAUCAAUUAGAAAGGAUUGAUAAUAUAGAUGAUUUACUCAACCAAACAAAUAUUGAACUAAAAUAGAUUUUUAAAUGCAAAUAAGCUCACGUAUGGCUUUAUGAUUAACUAACAGGAAUAUUUUUUACCAUAAAUGAAAAUAAUAUUGAAGAAAGAGCACUUAAUUGCAAAGGGCUCUUUAGUGAAAUAAUAAAACACUAGCUAGCCUCAAAUAAAUCUGAAAAUUAAGAUUUUGUUGUCUAUCAGUAAAUAGUGCAGGAAACGCAGCUUUAAAAUAAUGCAAAAAAAUAAGGUUUACAGAAUGAGAAAUUGGAUAAUUUUAUUUAUUCGAAAACUUGUUUAUGCAUCCCAUUGACAUUUAGUGGAAUAAAGAAGCAAACUAUUGGAAUUUUAGAAAUAACAGGAUCAAAAAGCAAGGUUUUUUCAGUAGAUGAUGAAUAUUGUGCUGUAAUUAUAUCCCAAUUUUUAAAUAACUAAGUAGCAAGGAUAAGAGAGAUGAGAAUUAAAUUAAUGGAAAAUAGGUAUAAAGAUUUUUUAUAAGAAGCAUUUUUGAGUUUAGUUUAAUGCUUAGAUAAAAUUUAGUUCACAAAUUGUAUUAGUACUUGGCUGCAUAAAAUCUUUACAAUAACUCAAUUUAAGUUUUAUUUUGUAUAAAAUGAAACAUUAAAAAAUGAUAAAAAUUAAGAAUUUUCUAAAUAGCAUGGCUGGGCUGGGCAUGUAUUGUAAGUAAACUAAACUAUGAUAGUCCAAAAUAUAAAAAACACUGAUAAUUUCGAUCCCUUGGUAGAUUUAUACAGUAUCCUACCAAUAUAGAUUAUUCCAAUUCAAAACAAUUAAUAAACAGUAGCCAUAAUUGAGGUUCCUGUAAAAAAAUGUAAUAGGACUUCUUCUGUGUAGGAUGAAUUCACAUUUUCUAGCUCGCCUUUUAUGGGGUUAGAUAGUUCCUUUGACAAUGCCUUAAAAUAAUUCUGCACUCAUAUUGCAAUAGCUCUUAGCAUAAAUAAAAUUUAUUGA